This is a messenger RNA of Mizuhopecten yessoensis (Yesso scallop), 3285 nucleotides long. RefSeq names its product sodium-dependent glucose transporter 1-like. NCBI's taxonomy places the organism in Eukaryota, Metazoa, Mollusca, Bivalvia, Pectinida, Pectinidae. The record is from RefSeq and is a predicted model, not a curated record. The transcript is spliced from 3 exons. The coding region runs from base 507 to 2696 and encodes 729 amino acids.
ACAACAUUCUAAGUGACGAAGCGUCGAGAUACAACAUUAUAAGUGACGCAGCGUCGAUAUACAACAUUCUAAGUGACGCAGCGUCGAGAUACAACAUUAUAAGUGACGAAGCGUCGAUAUACAACAUUAUAAGUGACGCAGCGUCGAGAUACAACAUUCUAAGGGACGCAGCGUCGAGAUACAACAUUCAAAGUGGUCGAGAUACAACAUUCUAAGUGACGAAGCGUCGAUAUACAACAUUCUAAGUGCGUCGAGAUACAACAUUCUAAGUGACGAAGCGUGGAGAUACAACAUUCUAAGUGGCAAAGCGUCCAAUAAUAGUCUAAACACCGUCAAAUUGAGACACGUAUUUAAAUACAGAUCUAUAUGCAUGUCUUCAAGGAAUUUCUGAUUCCAGCGAAUAACGUUUUACUGUAGAAUAUAGAUACAUAAGGGAUACAUAUAAAUACAUAACAGAAGCGGGUAUUUUCUAUAGAUAUUCAGGACAGCACUAAACGACACGAAAUAUGAAUAAUCGCACCACAACUCCUCGAAUCGACGAUAAGUUAAGUCCAGAACAUAAGAAAAAAACAAAAGGUCCUCUCAUUACUCCAGCCAUUAAACCGUGUACUUAUCAGGGGUCAAAGGGCAGUGUCGAGGUACUGGAUAUUAAAGUUCCAAUCAAACAAACAUCUAUACAGGUGGGGCUCGGCCCCUCAUCACUAGGAGCUAUCCCCAAACAGCGAAGCGUGUCUAUCUCUCUAGCCCGGGACGAUGAAUUCGCUCGAAGCCCUGUGGGGGCAGACAAUGACAAUCGUAGAGAGAUCACUUACAUCGGACAAGGCUCAUUGGACACGUCAGCUAAGGGUAAAGGUCAGCAUGGCGGGUUCAUCGGCCGUAUGAGACAUGAUUUAACAUACAGAAACAAGUUUUUUCAAACUUUGUCUAUAUUCUGGGCAUUCUCUGUUCUGGGAUGGACAAUUGGUCAGUUUGGUCCUUCGUUCCUAGACCUGCAAGUCAUCACGGGGUCCAGUCUGAGAGAGGGUUCGGCCUUUAUGACUGCCCACUCCGUAGGGUACCUACUCGGCUCCUUGACCAGUGGCCUUGUGUUUGACAGUCUGGACAAGGUCCUUCUGGUGUUCUAUCCUGUCCUAGGGAACGCUGUCACGAUCGCCAUCAUUCCGUGGUGUUCUCCGUACGGUCUGAUGGUGUUCUCUCACUGGGUCAAAGGUCUUUUCAGCGGUGGACUGGAUGCAGUGUGUAAUGCCGAGACUGUGUAUAUAUGGGGAGACGAAGGGAGAUCGUUCAUGCAAGCUCUUCAUUUCUCAUUCGCGAUGGGAGGAAUUCUAGCACCAAUGGCAACGGCGCCAUUUUUGGUCGACGAUCCUGAUAUACGAAAUCUAACGAUGAUGAAACAGUUGUCAAGGAAACAGCGCAGUUUACUUGGUAAUGAUACGUUUUCCUACGAUACCAUGAGUUCAGCUUUAGAAUUUACGACAAAACGUUUAAACACAACCAUAGAAACCAUGACGUAUAACAUUACGUCAUUUCUAAAUUUGUCUUCAUCUACUUCCGGUCUCACAUUUCUGGCAAAGAAAGAACAGUUUAAUGUGACAAUGUCUUCACUCAUCCAUAACACGGCAACGCCUGUAUGGCAAAACUCCACGGUCACAGCGCCGUCUGUAUUAAACUCUGCAAUGACGACCAUAGCGAAUGCACUUCCGUUAGAGCUGCCGGAUGAACCAUCUCAGCUAUGGAAAGCCUGCACGAUCACAUCUAUUAUGGGUCUCACAGCUUCCAUACCAUUCAUCGUUAUGCGUCUGAAGAGAACAAAACUAGAAAUGGCGAGUGGUCGAACAGACGAGGACAAGUUACUUCGCAUCCUCCCUCUGGCGACAAAGGCCUUAAUUUUGUUCAACAUGAGCUUAUUGCUUGGUACAUACAGUGCUAUCGAGGACACAUUUGCAGGUUUUUUGACGACGUUUUGUGUAAAACAAAUGAAGUGGACGAAAGCCAAGGGAUCAUUCGCUACAUCGGUGUACUGGGCAGCAUUUGGUGGUGGUCGAUUUGUUGGAAUCUUCCUCGUGAAAAUGUGCGACCCUGUACGAAUCAUAACUGUAUAUUCCACUCUGUUGGUUUUGUCUUUCGUAGGACUCUACUGUACUUCAACGGGUCAGUUUGAUGGCGGAGUGUGGGUUUGUGCAUUCUUAGGUGGAUUCGCCCUGUCUGUUAUAUUCCCAACUAUUUUCACAUGGACAGAGGCGGAACUUCUUCCCGUGACGGGGAAAAUCGCCUCGAUUUUCUUGAUUGCAUCAUCUAGCGGUACAAUGGUGAAUCCUAUUGUUCUAGGAUACCUCAUGGACUCAUUAACCCCUAUGUGGUUCUGCUACUUACUUCUAGGGGAGAGCAUCGCUAUGUAUAUAUUGUUUCUGUCCGCCUUAAACAUAUCGAGAAUCGUGAAAAACAGACAGCGUCAGAGCAGUCUGGAACUGGAAACAGACAAUUAUCUACCAGAGGAAGAGGAAGAGGAAGAGGAAGAUUACUUCGACGACGAUGACAAAAUUGAUGUCGCAACAGAAGAGGAGAAAGAAAAGCUACUGGCAGAACAAAGACGUCAAGAGUUCGAGGAAAUGAUGAGCGCGAGAUCCAUGUGCAUUGAUAUGAAGGACAUCGAUUAUGAUAACAAGCUGAUUUUUAUUGACACUUUGAAGAAAUGAUGCUAUUAACUUGAUCAAAUAACAACAACACUUGGUUUCAUACGACCUAUCAAAACACAGAGUCAAGUCCUAAUGCGUAUCAAAGCAACGAGGGAGAUUCGUUUUCCUGUUUCAGCUCCAUGGUAUAUACGUAACAAAUGCGCGUUAGCUUUCGUGCUUUUUGCAACAAAAAACCCCACGAACAAACAAACACGACCUUCAUCGGUCUUUAUAAUUUCACUUAAAAGGGGUUUAAUAUGCAAAGUCGCUUGUAAUAUAUUCAAUUUUUGACAAGAUAUGGAUUUUACGCACUGCCAUAUCUAAUUGUUAUUAAAUUCGACCAAUAAAAAACGAUGAUCUAACAAAUGAAUAAGUCAUUUGUUUUAUGGUUUUUAAAUGUGACCAAUCAGAAACGAUGAUUUAACAAAUAUAUGUGUCCGUUGCUUUGGGCCUAAAUAUAUGUUAUUUCAUUAUUGAACCAUGCUUGCAUAUAUGUACAUUUAUGUAAUAAUUGUUAUGUAUUGUUCAGCGACGUAUUUUAUAUUCCGUCUUUUCGUAUUACAGAGUUAUCUGCUCUUUUGCGCAGGUAUUGCUUGUUACGUCAUUUGCU